AUGUCUGAAUCUGACGUCAGUGAGAGCACCAUUGUCACCUUUCUGCUCGCAACAGUGAUGGAAGCCCUUGAAAGAGGAGCCAUUGAGGCCAUUCAGUCUAAAGACUACUUGACCUAUAGCACAUUGCUCGACAUCUACCUUGGGGAUCCCACCAGGUUCACUAUUCCUGAGAGAGAAGAGCUCUUGGGCCACUUAUUGACCAUUUUAAACAAUCACAAGGAGUUGACCUAUGAAAUAGGAUGGGACUUGCCCAGUUUGCUUAUCGCAUACGUUAAGUCGGAUUUCACCUUUAAUGGGCCUCUUCGUGAUGCCCCAUGUGUCGUUAAGAUCUUGAAGUGCUUCGAGGUCUUGGCACACUAUGGAAACCCUAAGGAAUUGUUUUUAAAGUGUUGUGAAGUCAUGGCAAGUUUGCAAAUUCAAGAUGAGAAUGACGAUGCCGAAGAAGUAGAGUCAGAAGAGGUUGAUACCGAUUCAACUGAAAGUGGACAAUACCACACAAACUCUAGGGAGGAAAUUGACGAAAAAUUCUUUGAUAUUAAGCUCUAUUGUAUAUUCGAGUUGAUUGAUAGUUGCUUGAAGAAAAUUAAGACUGUUUAUCCUUCAAGAUUCUUGUCCAUGACCAUUACCUCCUUUAUAAACUUGGUUUACGCCAAUAGGGACAGUCGCGACUUGGAGUUUAUGACAAAGAGGGCCUACAGUUUUACCAAAAACUACUCAAGUCCCGGAUUUCCAGAGAACCACGGAUUUUCAGAUGAGGAGUUAGCUAAGAUCAAAGACGACGAGGACUACUUGCAAAGAAAAUUGUUGACAGGAUUCGUUUCUCAUGUGUACUAUAUCACCACCGCCAAUUAUUUGACGGGAUAUACUCACGAGUACCUCAACUACAUUGCAGGUCCAGGGGCCCAGGACCGUCCUGGUAUUAUCGGAUCUCUUGGAGAACAUACACAUUUGGAUUCAAGAAUUUGUGAUAGGAUGGUUGGAUUGGCUGAAUCUUUGGAUAUUCCAUUGAGCGAUAACUUCAAGAAAUUUGUCACUGAUUCCCAUGCCUUAUUGGACUCGUUUGACUACACUAAAGACGAAGAUGAGUUGAGUGGAGAGAUAUUUGAAAAAGCUGUUAUCAAUUUCCAACAAACUUUGGGUGGCUCGAUUGUUGAUAGUGAUGGUAAGAGUAUCAAUGAUUCGCUUCAAGGUUUCUUGCUUUUCUAUACCCACUUAGUGGUUACAAAGAAAGAUUUUGAAGUGUCUGUGACCUUCAAGGAUGCUUUAGUAUUGACCUUGAGGUUGCUUAUUCCUGCAAUGGUCAAUGAAAGAUUCUCUACUCGUGCAAUGAAGGACCUUUGUCUUUACUGGAUGUGGCAUGCCCUCCAUUUGCUGCAAGUGGAUAGCAAGAAGAUCGAAUUGGAGGUGGCUUCAAUCCCAAAGGUCUUAUUGACUAUAUAUUGUCACCUACUUUUGUUCAUAUGUCAAGAUAGAUACUUGAGAUAUAUUGGUUUGACCACAUUGACAAAGGUGUUGACUUUUGUUCCUGAAGACAUUUCCUACGAAUUCUUCAAGGACUCGUUGCACAGUGUCCCAUUUGAGAGUAACAAGGCGUUAUUGGUGGGUGUAUUGAAAGAAUUAUUGACGAAAGAAAGGAAUCAAAAUGUGGAUGAGUUAGAACUGAAAUUAUCCAAGGUGUCACUCGAGGAACCAGGAAAGGAAGCACCAUCACUUCCAGCAAGAAACACAACUCCACGUUCUAAGUACUUGAAUUUGACAGAAGUACGAUUCGAUGAUAUUCUUGAGCUUAUUCAAAAAUCCAACGAGGAAACAUUUGUCAAGCAAGACGAAGUCACUGUCAUCGAUCCAUCCAAAUUGUCCACUUUAUUAGCAUACUUGAACUUGAUUGUCGUUUUAAAAUCAUUUCCAGUAGUUGUCAAGGGCAGAGACGGAUUGGAUAAAACUCUAAGCGAAGUGAAGGCCAAUAUUGAGGAGAUAAAGAAAAAGCACAACCCGGAGAAAAACAAUUCACUUGAGUUGAAUGCCGCUGGUAUGUUGGAGCUUACUUUAGAUAGAAUUGGCAAUUAG
This is a messenger RNA of Suhomyces tanzawaensis NRRL Y-17324, 2067 nucleotides long. It is a transcript of the gene YBP1, whose product is annotated as Ybp1p. Bases 1 to 2067 code for a protein of 688 amino acids. The transcript has a single exon. Gene Ontology annotation, cellular component: cytoplasm. The record is from RefSeq and is a predicted model, not a curated record. Gene Ontology annotation, biological process: cellular response to oxidative stress. NCBI's taxonomy places the organism in Eukaryota, Fungi, Ascomycota, Pichiomycetes, Serinales, Debaryomycetaceae.